Molecule: messenger RNA, 786 nt
Organism: Penicillium chermesinum
Lineage: Eukaryota; Fungi; Ascomycota; Eurotiomycetes; Eurotiales; Aspergillaceae
Gene: rsm25
Product: mitochondrial 37S ribosomal protein mS23
Exons: 2
Coding region: 1-786 (261 amino acids)
Cellular component (GO): mitochondrial small ribosomal subunit
Molecular function (GO): structural constituent of ribosome
Source: RefSeq, a predicted model, not a curated record
AUGGGGAAAAUCAACCUCACAGCCUUGCGGGUGCGAGAAACCGCGCUCAAGCAGUUCGCCAGCGGAAAGAUCAAGAGGCUCCCCCAAUGGGUUGAUGUCGUGGGCGAUGUUCCUCCGCCAGAAGCCCUUAUUCGCAAGCCUCCCAUUCAACAUCAACUAGUCCGCCAGCGGAUGAAGACAAUCCCCGGAUCCUCGCAGCCGCAGACCGUUUUCGAGGUUCAAGAGAAGCGCCGGAAACCUAAGAAGGCCAGUCGUAUGUUCCAGCCCGUUGAGCUGAGAUAUGAAGAGGAUGAGUUGCGACAGGAAUUUUUCCGUGAUCAUCCCUGGGAAUUGGCCCGGCCCCGCGUGCUUGUGGAGCCUACAAAAAAUCGCUUUCAGCACGACUGGAGCCGCAUGAAGCAGCCAGGGAAGCGAUUGGAUGGCGAAAGUGUGGUUCAACGGCAGCUGUGGCUGCUCAACAAUGUCCCUGAUAUGACCAAGAGCGCGGCUUACGACAUCGCUCGCCGAGAGUUCUACCGACUACGGCUACAGGAGGAUAUCGAGCGCCGUAUUGCUGCCGAAGAAGCAGAAGCCACCGGCGCCCAAUUUGGUCCCUCAAUGCUGGAAGUUGGUAUGGAACUGGAGAACAAGCAAUAUGAGCUAUGGAAAGACUGGGCCAAGAACGAAGCUCAAAUUCUCAACCAAAAAUUUGCCUCGCUGUCUGGGGCCCCUGAACUUGCCAAUGAGAAUGACGAGAAGGAGCCAGUGAAGAGCUUUGAGAGCGUGGAACCAGAGGAGUUGAACUGA